GCUGAAUUUUAAUAUAUCAAAAUUGGUCUAUUGUCCUUGAUAGGUGCUUGAAUGGUUCUUGAAAACAAACCACUGACGUCUCUAUGAACCAUGUAUACAAGUGUGCUGUGGAGUGAUAAAUCAGUGUUAAAUAAAUAUCCAUGAAUUUUCCAUAUGCGCGUGCUACCGUAUUGAUCGUGUUUACAAUAAGGGUUUUUCAUUUGGCGGUGUUAUUACGAUAUCUCAGCUACCACGUUAGAUCUUGUUAAAUGAUGGACAAGUACGAUGAGAAAUAAAAUUGUAGUCAAGGAUUUUCAUCCCGGUUGCAUCAGCUUUUCUGAAUUACUUAGCUAUUUAACAAUUAUGUUUCGAGCUUUGGUCCUUCGUCAGCGCAAAAGUGACCCCUACUGGUCACUGCUAAACCAUCAGUAGGAGCGAAGGCUUUGGGACGAAUUUGGGAUAAAAUGGAUGUAAGAGUGCAAUGAUUCAGCCGGAGUGCAUUACCCAGGAGUGUUCUUACUCCAGCUUUAGUAGCUAAAGUUGCUAAAAUCUAUCUUCUGUUCUUUUAUAAGUUAACCCGCUGUGUCCCGCGUAUUUUUAAAACAUUUUACUAGAUGUAAAACAGGCAAAAUUGUACAUUUGCAGGAUUGUGGCGCUUUAGAUUCUUUUCCUUUCACAGUAGUUUCUCGUAGUCUUGUCUAUUUCUCCCUGCCUACAAAAUUAGUCAUCAGUGAAAGCCGUUACCAGUCUUUUCUCUUCUCCUUGUCGCCAGUAGAAGGGAAGGGUCUAGGACGGAAAUUGAAAUAAAUGUGUUUUCUUUCUUUGAGUAUGCUUAGACGGGCUGACUCGUUCCAAAUCAUCUCCUAUGCAAAAAUUGCGCGAUCAAACUACGAAUGUAGUUGUAUGCGUAGUUGAGGUUAAAUGACAGUUGCGCUGACAGUGCUGCAUAAAUAGCGCUAUCUUCAUGGCGUCCUAGUUGUAUUCGCUCAAACAGUGAUUAACAGCUGUUAAAACUACCAACAGGACGAAGAUGGAACGUUUUUAGUACACUGCACACUGAUGAAAUUGGCGUCGUUUUGCAGGUGUGACAUCGAUUAAUAUAGGCAAGCGGCUUUUAAAAGUAAAAACGUCCCUAUUUUUGUUUUCAUGUUUUACGACUUCUGUUGAAUUAGGCCUGUAGCUAAGUCCCUUCAUUCGGUAGUAUUGUUACGCGGUAUUUCAUUUACCGCUUUUAAUGGGUUCAAAUUGGAGAUAGCAUUAACGCCAUAAUUAUGGCUUGUGCCUAAUGGACCUCAGACAAAGGCGACUUACGAUUAAUUAUCUCUUGAUUUUAUUGUGAUCAAUAUUUAGGAAGUUCAAAGCUCACCUAGCAGUUUUAGUUCAACAGCGAACAUCUUGAAUCUUUUAGUUUUUAUCUUGAAAAUUUGAACUGUAUUAUACUAGAACGGAGCUUCUGAAAGCCCCUGUGCUGGGUAUUUUACGGAUUCGCUUACUGGGAAUCAUCACUUUUAUGCGAAGUCCAAAGUAAUCCAACCUGGUUUGUGGCGCCCACAAAGAAAACUAUCUUGGUACGUGAAACGCUCAGUGUCUUAUAGAAACCUGAGUUAAUAUCAUGAGCAAAUCAUUUUGUGAUUUGUCGCCGCAGUUCUCUACACAAAUCUCGGAAUAUGAAGAGUUUCAAUCGAGUUACAUCGCUACCUGUGUGGUUAACAGUUCUCUAUGUUAUACCGCCAUCAUGUUGAACUGUGUAACAAUCUAUGCGAUACGGAAAACUUCAUCCUUGUCAAAAACAUUAAAAACAUUGCUCCUGAGUCUUGCUGUUUCUGAUGUUGAUGUUGGUUUAUUGGGUCAACCAUUGUACAUCUCACUUCUGGUCAUGUGGCUACAACAAAACGAUCCUGACUGUAAUACAUACAAGGGUUUACUCAUGGUCUCGGGUUUGUUUUGUCUAGCUUCGUUCUUGGGUGUUGUGGCUCUAAUUGUAGACAGGUUCUUAGCUAUUCAUCUUCAUCUCAGAUAUCAGGAACUUGUCACUCACAAGCGUGUUGUUUCUGUGGUGAUCUUAAUAUUGGUGUUGAGUGUUCUUAUUUCUUUCAUGAUUUGGUGGGUUUCAUUCGAUAUUAUGCGUGGUUUUGUAAUAAUUCAACGGCUCAAGCAUUCCACUGCAAAAGGUUUUUCUUUUCUCGCGUACCCUUCUAUUUCUUAAUUAAUAUAUGCGGAGCAGCUUCUAUUAAAGAAAAAACAAACGUCUUUAUUUUGUGUUUCUAGUUGAGACUUCAGAAUUAAGCAUGUAGCUAAGGCUCUGUAUUCGGUAGUAUUCUUACCAGCAUGCGAUUUACCACCUCUAAUGGGUCAAAAUUGGAGAUGGCAUUAACAACAUGUGGCCUUCUUACUUAAAUGAGCCUCAGACAAGGCGAUUGACGUUUUAAUUACCUCUUGGUUUUGAACGUUCGAAGCCCACCUAGCUGUGUUAGCUUGACAGCGAACAUCUUGAAUCGUUUAAUUUUAUAUCAUGUGUUGAAAAUUUGAACUGUUUUGUACGUUAACACAGGAUCUGAAAGCCUAAGGUAUUGUACGGAUUCGUUUCCUGCGGAUCAUCGCUUUAGAAAGUAAAGCAACAGUGAUCCAACUGAAGAGUGGCGCCAAGGAAGGAAACUAUCUUUCGUUGUAAAACAAGUGGUACGUGAAACACUCGGUGUGUUGUAGAAACUUGAGUUGAUAUUAUGAGCAAAUCACUUUGUGAAUUACUGCUGCAGUUCUACCCGAUGAUCUCCGAAUUUGAAGACCUUCAAUCGACUUACGUCGCUAAUUGUGUUUUCAGCAGCUUUCUAUGUUAUAGCGCCAUCAUGUUAAACAUUGUAACAAUCCACGCGAUACGAAAAACUUCAUCCUUGCCAAAAACUUUGAAAACAUUGCUCCUUAGUCUUGCUGUUUCUGAUGUUGGUGUUGGUUUAUUGGGUCAACCAUUUUAUAUCUCACUUCUGGUCAUGUGGCUUCAACAAAACGAUCCUGGCUGUAAUACAUACAAGGGUUUUGUCAUCAUCUUGUUGUUGUUUACUCUUGCUUCGUUCUUAGGCGUUCUAGCUGUGAGUGUAGACAGGUUCUUAGCUAUUCAUCUUCAUCUCAGAUACCAGGAACUUGUGACUCACAAGCGUGUUGUUGCUGUGGUGAUCUUUAUUUGGGUGUUGAGUGUAUUUUUUUCUUUGAUGAUUUUGUGGGUUCCAUUCGAUGUUGGCUGUGUUUUUGUGCUAAUUCUUGGAGUGCUUGGUCUUCUUGUUACAGUAGGAGUUUACAUCAGGAUUUAUUUGGUCGCACGACGCCACAAGAAUCAGAUUGCGCAAGGACAGCGAUUUGCACAAACGGAAGAAACAGCAAAUUUAACCAACGUCGUCAAGUCUGCAGUGGUUAUAUUCUACGUGUUUUUCUUGUUUUUAAUUUGUUAUUUGCCUUCCUUUAUUUUUCUUGCUGUAUAUCAAAUCUACGGCCCAAGCAUCCCUUUGAAAAGGGUUCUUCUUUUCUCAUGGACUCUUUUUUAUCUUAAUUCGUCAUUGAAUCCCCUUAUUUACUGCUGGAAGAUGACACACAUUCGAUACGCUAUCUUGAAUAUACUGCGGAACAUGUCUUGGCGAAGAAAUGGCGCCUUUAACUAAUCACAGGGCUGGCCAUGCUAUGCCAUUAUUCUCUGCAUUCAGUGUUGUGGUUGUAAAUAAACGCCAAUAGCCACGCUUUAGCAUUACUUUGUAAUAUAACAUAGAAGAAAUAACGAUGGCAAAGUAGCUUUAAUGCACUGAGGAAAGCGCCAUUUUUGCUUAACAUGAGCUAAAAUGGUUACGUCAUAUAAGACGUGUUUAGAUUAUUGAAAUUUUUUAAGCGCUUUUUUAAAAACCUGAGAAUGAUAAGGAGAGUUUUCAUGAAGUCUCAGUUCUGGCAGCUAUUGAUGGUCGUAUUACAAAUCUUAUUCUUUUAUCACUUAGCUUUUUUUCCAUUCCAAUCUGCCGUUGCUUUGAAAACACCUGACAGCUCCGUCGAGUCAUAGGUCGUCAACUGUGUCGGUACAAUUUUAACAUACACGUGCCAACUUAUUUUAGCAACACGAUGCAUUUAUCUAAGGAUUCUUAUUUGGUAGUAUUCUAACCGAUAUCUCCCUUACCACGUUUAAUGUUUCUAAAUUCGAGACAGCUCUUUGGGUUUUACAAACCAAUGCCUUGUUUAAUAAACUUGAAACACUCAAGUCCGCGACGUUCGCGGUUUGGUUGUAUUUAUAUUAGUUAUUCAAUGAUAGACAAGCAUGAUAAGGUAUUAUCCUUUUAAUUUACACCUUUUCACGCUCUGUUGUUACUAUUUGUC
Messenger RNA from Orbicella faveolata, 4326 nucleotides. Its product is annotated as adenosine receptor A2b-like. Lineage: Eukaryota; Metazoa; Cnidaria; Anthozoa; Scleractinia; Merulinidae. Gene Ontology annotation, biological process: G protein-coupled receptor signaling pathway. The record is from RefSeq and is a predicted model, not a curated record. Gene Ontology annotation, cellular component: plasma membrane. Gene Ontology annotation, molecular function: G protein-coupled receptor activity.